Messenger RNA from Mercenaria mercenaria, 2673 nucleotides. RefSeq names its product vitamin D3 receptor A-like. Gene Ontology annotation, molecular function: sequence-specific DNA binding; DNA-binding transcription factor activity; zinc ion binding. The record is from RefSeq and is a predicted model, not a curated record. Gene Ontology annotation, biological process: regulation of DNA-templated transcription. Lineage: Eukaryota; Metazoa; Mollusca; Bivalvia; Venerida; Veneridae. The transcript is spliced from 9 exons. The coding region runs from base 233 to 2257 and encodes 674 amino acids.
UUUCAGUUUAUCAUUGUGUUCUAAAUCAAUAUCAUAUACAUUAAAUGAUUUUGUGUAUUACUCUUUAAGAAGACCUAUUUCAUAACUUAACGUUUGUUUGUAUGUGGGAGUAUAUGGAGAGAAUACAUCAUUUUUACAAGUCAAGAGAAUAUUUUUUACGAAAUGGAAUCCGAGCUUGUUACACCUACAAAUGAACCCGGACACACGAGUAUAACAAAAUUCUUGAAUAAUCAUGAAUGAGGAAUUGUCAAAUAUAUUAGAACAAGCGUUACAGUAUGCAUCACCACUUCCGGUGAUGUCAUCAACGGAAAACAUAGCGACCGACUCGCCGGAAGAUGCAGGCAAAUCCAAUUUGCUGCUUCAGCAUACAGGUAGUUCAUAUUUGGAACAUUUGUGUGCUAUUUCUAUGGACGCAGAUGAGGAAGGUACUGUCUUGCUGUCGAAUAGCUCAUUGAAUACACACCAAAAUACGCACGGAUCUCAGCCUUCACAUUUCCCGCUCAUUAAAUCUCCAGAAGAGAACUUUCCCGAUGAGUGCCAUAGCAACCAGGGUAAUUCGUUUUAUCAACUAGGGUUUGCAAAUCAUUGUAUAGAAUCUCUUGAUCAAAGUAAUACAGCAUUUGACAAUCGCGAAAAAGAGUUUGCUCAUAUUGAAAUACACGUCACUGAAGAUUCGGUAGAUUCAGACUUUGCACAACUGGAACCAGCAACGUCAUUAACGGAAAUACAUCCAGAUUCUACUUCUGAUGUGAUAAAUGAUAUCCAUGACAUUGCUGAUGCAUGCUUACGAUUCGAAAACGAGUCUAAGCCUUCAGCGGACAGCACUGUGAGUACCGGAAAGGAUGACGUCAAACCGAAAGUAAAGAAAAGAAGGCGGAGAGAAAAAAAUCCAGACCCACCCCCACCCCCGAUACUUCCUCCUUGUGACAUAUGUAACAAAACAUCAUCCGGAUACCACUACGGAGCAAAUACUUGUGAAGCCUGCAAGGGAUUUUAUCGACGGACGUUGAAGAAAAAGGAAGUGGAUUACAAAUGUAAAUGCACACCGGAUGAGAAAGAGGCAUGGAAACGAGGCCCUUUUCAAAAUGGCUGCCCGGCGUGUAGAUAUGAAAAAUGUUUGGAAGUCGGCAUGUCAAAAAAUGCAAUUAAGAUAGGGCGAUACACAUUGAACCAUAAGACAAGAAACAUCAAGAAGAUUAAGUCUAUUGAGACGAUUGACAAUCUCAUAACAGCUUUAACAGAAACUGUCUCCGAUUCAAGUCCUGUGUCAGCUUCCGGUUUAGAUGAGGAAGUUUCUAGAUCCCCGUCAGCAUCACCUGUAGAUAUAUCGGAACUUUCUAUUGGCUCAUCAUCCACUUCACUUGACAGCUUCCAGUCAAUCAACGCACUCAUCACAUCUCCGAAAGAAACGAGAAACCCUGGAAUUAGCUUGAAGGAGAUAGAUUGUAUAGUGAAGACCUUGACAGAAGCCCACACCACUUUGAUAGUUGAUGAUAGAGCGAAUAUACCUACCGAAACUAUCAAGAAGAAGCAAGAUGAAUAUUUGGAGAAAUAUAGACUGAAAAUGGAACUUUUCGGGAGUAUGAGAAAUAUCACGCACGAUGAAUUCAAGGAGUUUUACAAUGCAACAGGAAUCGAUAUAGACGGCCGUCUUGAGAGAGCCGAUACCGCAUUUAAAUAUUUUGAAGAUAAGAUAGCAAUGGUUGUCGCAUUUGCUAAGGCAAUUCCAGGAUUCAAAGAAUUAGGUCUAGAUGACCAAGCGAACUUGAUAAAAGCUUCCCGUGUAGAAACUAGUUUAAUUUGUGCGUACAAGAACACGAUGAGAAACCUUGACAUGGAGAAAAGGGUGGUGACACUGCCAUGGGGAGCGUCCUUGCAUUUAGACGAGCUCGGAAAAUUCUUACCGAUGGAACAUCUUAAUGCACGAUUCCAGUUUGCAAAACAGUUGGCAGAUCUUAACUUGUCCGUCCAAGAAGAAUGCAUUAUUCGAGCCAUUCUUACUCUCUUUACUGAUCGUUGCAAAUUGGAAGAGCCUGAAAAGGUGGACACACUCCAGGAGAAAAUGGUCAUGUGUCUCCAACAUUUGAUAAACAUCCGGCCCGGUGGCUCUGGGACACUGCUGUAUAAGAUAUUCAAUAUCAUCACAAACUUACGUGAACUCACGGACAAGGAAAUGGAAUAUGCCAAAAACUUACUUGUUGAGUGGCCAAUGUUAAAUCUGAAUAGUUACCACCUUGUGAGGGAAUUUCUGGGCUGAUUUUUUUUUAUCUGUUCCGGUGGUUUUGGCGGGAAAACGGAGGACAUUGGCGGAAAGAGCCUCGAUUUGAUACUUUUACCGGUGCGUGGACGAUUUAAUACUAUAUUUCAAUAAGCGCCUGAGGUGUCAAAGUUCAGAACAUUGCAAGUUAUAAACUUUUCUUGUCAAAGCAACUUGCGCGUGACCGAUUUGAUAAAAGUAAUCGGACAAGUAGAUGUGUCUUGAUAUGUGUGCUUAUUUACUGCACGUAAUGUACGUGUAUAUGUACAUGUAUAAAAUCGCAUUCUCUCUGUUAUCUAAACAAUAGCUAACAGUAACUCGUGUUUUUCAUACAAUGCUAUUGUCUACUUUACGUUACAGCUGCUUUGUCAUUUCAAGUUAUUUCUUUGAAAUAAAAUCAUGAAAUUAUCUUAAAA